AUGUCCGUUGCGUCUAAUUCCUCAAUGCAGUCUUCGCCCGGUAUCAAUCAACUCUUAGGCGCUGAGCGAAAAGCGAAGCAGAUCAUCGAAGAUGCCAGGAAAGAACGACAGAGUCGUCUUCGAGCAGCUAAGGAAGAGGCGGCAAAAGAAAUUGACGAAUACAAGGUGGGAUGCGAAUCUCAAAUUGCCCAGUGGAAUCAAGGUGUGAAAGGUCAAGAAGUUGCUUUGCAACAACAGAUUAACCAACAAACUGGCGAAGUUUUGAAAAGGGUUGACAAUCAGAUCACGAAGAACAGAGAGGGAACAAUUAUGUUCUUGAUCCAACAGGUGAUCAACAUUCAACCAGAACUUCACGCCAAUUAUGAAAGAGCAGCCAAGAACGAUAAGCCAAAAGGUGACACCAGAUAUCGCUAA
Molecule: messenger RNA, 414 nt
Organism: Symsagittifera roscoffensis
Lineage: Eukaryota; Metazoa; Xenacoelomorpha; Acoela; Convolutidae
Product: V-type proton ATPase subunit G 3-like
Exons: 1
Coding region: 1-414 (137 amino acids)
Biological process (GO): proton transmembrane transport
Cellular component (GO): vacuolar proton-transporting V-type ATPase complex
Molecular function (GO): proton-transporting ATPase activity, rotational mechanism
Source: RefSeq, a predicted model, not a curated record